AUGGCUAUAGGGACUGGAAACUCGUGUAAGAUCAACGAGCCAGACGAUGAGCUCCCUGACGUGAAGACAAGUCACGAUUGUUACUUGUCUUACUACAGUACGCUUCUUGAGUAUCUUCAAAGUACCGUGUUACGUUGCGAGAAUCCGGUCGAUAGGUAUGACCCCGAGAGCCAACGGAACCGGGAGUGGGAAACUGAAAGUCCCAGUGACAGUGCUUGGGAAUUAGCCUGUGCUUACGAAGAUGAAGUCAUUGCUACCAACGUGGCCUUUAAUGAUGUGUUUGACAUUCGUCUGAUCAACGGCUCUUCGGAUUUGGUUGGUAUCUUGGAAUUGAGACACAACGAGUCGAGCUGGGCACCAGCCUGCUUUUAUGAUAAAAGUAGCGUGAGAGUUAUACCGCAAAACGUCUGCCAUGAUCUUGGUCACAAUUGCGCUUAUAAAUGGCAACUAGUUCAACCGAAGGAAAGCCAGGGUCUUGAGUAUGUCUUCCAUGAAGGAACUAAUGGAUGGCUCGGGGUGGAGAAUCGCUGUCUCAGGCAUGGUGGAUCUAACCUUCACAUCGAAUGCAGUAUAGAUAUAACACUGAAUAAUGUAACAGUACACAUCCUACCGGAUCAGACUUGCCAAGGUCGUUGUGGUGACCUACCAACUCACAAACAAUGCGGUUGUGAUUUCAUGUGCCACAUCUUCAAGGAUUGUUGCUUUGACAUUGACAUCUGCGUAUUCCCAACAGCACCCGACUUCGAAUCUCACCCGUUUCCGAACUUGGUGACUUUAUUGCACAGCUCAGAAUACUACGAGUGUUUAUCGGUGGAUUCUCAAUUCGGUAGCUAUGAGUUGGUGAGUAUCUGUCCUGAUAGCUGGUCCAAUGACACGGUGAGGAACCAAUGCGAAUCUCCACCUUAUUCACAACCAGUUCUGUAUCUACCGCUGGAUAUACCCUUCAAGAACAUCAUGUGUGCCUACUGUCAUGGGGUCGAACAGUUCUCAAAGAUAUCACAAAAACAAGACCAGGGUUUCAACGCUACCGGUACUAUUAAGUAUGAAGUCAUGUUAAUUCCUUUAGGGAGUCAAGGAACCCGACCGUGUGUCAAUGACGUCAUUAAUACAUGUCUUAAUGAAACACACGACCUGCAACAAUCAUGUCAAGGCUAUAAAGCACAGUAUUUACAAUAUAAAAACCCACAUUGCGCACUGUGUAAAGGUGUCGACUUAGACAGUAUUAGUCUGUGCCAAACGACGCAAGAGGACCGGAUCUUUCUAGUAGAAACAGACGGAAUAGAUCAAGAACCUGAAAAUCCGAUCCUUAUUAGCAAAACUCUGCUCGAUGGAGUGCCUGAUGACUUUGCAUUUGAAUACCACUCCAUAACCGUAUAUGUUGAGAAAACAUGUUGGCAAGUGCAAUCCGUUUUAAAAGUUACAAAACAUGAGAGCGAGAAUGAUUUUUCUGGUCUGGAUUCCAUAAAGUGCCUUAUUUAUGCAGUCGCUUAUUCAAAUCUGAACCUAGCUCUGCACUUUUCGUCUCCCCUGCGGUCGUUACUAGAUUCAGAACCUCAAGUGGAGAGGUCAGAGGUCACGGUUUCCAUUUCAAGCCCGACGCUUUCAGAGAUAGGCGACUUUGCCGGAACGCUAGAUAAGGUUUUACGCGUUAAUGGUGACGUCACACAAACCGACUGGGGAUUCCAAUGUGGCCUCGCAAAGGUAUCACUGAUCCAUGAAUGUUCAAAACAACCAACCAAUGAUACCACGAGCAACACCAAGAAUGAAUGUAUUGAUACCGAAGAAGGAGCCUCGAUAUCAAUGAAUGUGAGUGGAGAGCUAUUUGUCUACGUCAUUGAUGACGACACACUCUUAUCCCCUGUUAACAUUACCACGACUAUAGCAUACGAUGUACACACCGAAACUGUUGGCAAAAAAAAGUUCAUCCGGUUUUGUGGAGAGCGAAAUUAUAGUUUAACUUGCAAAACCUUGACAGAUUUUAAGAAUAUGUAUCGGUACUCUACAUAUUAUAUCGAGAGGCCAGAAACAAACGCCACAUUACCCAAUGGGGAGACGAUAGUUUGUUUUUCAAAGGCCCAGUUGGAUCUUUUCUCCAGUCCCGAGCAGAUUGUGAACCUCGUGUGUUUCAGUCUCUCCUUAGCCGGGCUCACAGCUACCUUGAUCACCUAUGCUGUAUUCUCUGUUCUGAGAAACGCCCAAGGCUUGGCUGUCAUGAGUCUGUCUUUUGCCAUCUUGAUUGCCCAAUUAUCCUCAAUUCUUUCCCAGGUUGUUGCCAACCUUUCGAUUCGAGGUCUUUGUACGGCUGUUGCUCUCAUAACGCAUUAUUUCUGGUUGUCGGCAUUUGCGUGGAUGGCGGCCAUAUCGUGGGAUUUUAUGCGCACUUUCUCAAGCAUGUCGUCAGCCAAGACGACCAGCCUCCGGAAGUUCCGUCGCCUGUCUUUGGUUGCCUGGUGCUCACCGCUGCUGGUGAUCAUUCCUCAUCUUAUCUUGCAUUUCUGCGAGUGCACUGGGCUUAAUUUCAGCUACGGCAGUGAGGUUUCCUGCUGGAUUGCAAGCAGGGAGGCGAUCUUCAUCAUGUUCUGUGUACCAGUCAUACUCUGUGUCUGCUUCAAUGUAGUUUGUUUUGGCUGGACCGUCAGGUGUAUCCGCUCGUCAAAGAGGGCCUCCUACAUGGUCAAGAAACAAACUUCAAGCAUCAAAGAAGCUUGGAUGGAGCUUGCGAUUUAUGUCAAGAUUUCAAGCUUGAUGGGGUUUUCCUGGAUCAUUGGUUUCGUCGCCAUGGCUACCAAUGUCGUCAUCUUUUGGUACCUCUUUGCGAUCAUUAGUUCUCUCCAGGGUGUCUUCAUCUUCUGUUCGUUCGCAUUUACUGGCCGAGUGAGGGCGCUGUGGCUUGCGAAGCUACGCAAUCGUUCUCACAAAGAGUUACCCUCCUCCACCAGAUCGAGCCAGAGGCCCUCUAUUGACAGCCGAGUAAAGACCACAGAAACAAAGAUUUAG
Molecule: messenger RNA, 2997 nt
Organism: Asterias rubens (European starfish)
Lineage: Eukaryota; Metazoa; Echinodermata; Asteroidea; Forcipulatida; Asteriidae
Exons: 4
Coding region: 1-2997 (998 amino acids)
Biological process (GO): G protein-coupled receptor signaling pathway; cell surface receptor signaling pathway
Cellular component (GO): membrane
Molecular function (GO): G protein-coupled receptor activity
Source: RefSeq, a predicted model, not a curated record